This is a messenger RNA of Rhea pennata, 4239 nucleotides long. RefSeq names its product protein S (gene PROS1). The transcript has 15 exons. Gene Ontology annotation, cellular component: extracellular region. The coding region runs from base 59 to 2071 and encodes 670 amino acids. NCBI's taxonomy places the organism in Eukaryota, Metazoa, Chordata, Aves, Rheiformes, Rheidae. The record is from RefSeq and is a predicted model, not a curated record. Gene Ontology annotation, molecular function: calcium ion binding.
GAGCCGCAGCGCAGCCACGGCGCCGUGCCCGCUCGCGGCCCGGCCUCCCCCGCUAGCGAUGAGGCCGCGGGGCAGGCAGUGCCUGCCGCUGCUCGCCGCCCUGGUGCUGGCUGUCGCCCUCGCGGAGGCCGCGACCUUUUUAUCACAGCAGUAUGCCUCAGAGUUCCUGGUGAGGAAACGUCGAGCAAAUUCUUUUAUGGAAGAAAGUAAGAAGGGAAAUUUAGAAAGAGAAUGCAUUGAAGAAUUAUGCAAUAAGGAAGAAGCCAGGGAAAUCUUUGAAAAUAAUCCUGAAACUGAGUAUUUUUAUCCCAAAUAUUUACGCUGCCUUGCCUCCCAUCGAGCAGGGGUUUUCAGGGUUAUUGCAAGUACUCCAGAUUCUCCAGCUGACCUGAGGGCUUGUGUCAAUGAAAUUUCAAACCAAUGUAGCCCUCUACCAUGCCAUAGAGAUGGAUAUAAGGACUGCAUAGAUGGACAAGCCAAAUAUACAUGUGUCUGUAAACCAGGAUGGCAAGGAGAGAAAUGUGAAGAAGAUAUAAAUGAAUGUGAAAACAUAAACGGAGGUUGCAGCCAACAUUGUUCUAAUUUACCUGGAAGCUACCGUUGUUUAUGUGAAGAUGGUUACUUCAUGCAUACAAAUAAACAAGACUGCAGAGAUAUAAAUGAAUGUGUGCUACUUCCAAACAUCUGUGGGACAGCCAUCUGUAAGAAUACACAGGGAAAAUAUGAAUGUGAAUGUGCAGAAGGCUACAUAUAUAAUUCAACUUCCAAGAAAUGUGAAGAUAUUGAUGAAUGUGCUGAAAAUAUUUGUGCUCAACUUUGUGUAAACUCUCCAGGAAGUUAUAGAUGCUAUUGUGAUGGCAAGAAAGGCUUCAAGCUUUCUAAAGACAUGAAGAAUUGUGAGCCUGUUCCAGUAUGUAUCCCACUGAACUUUGAAAAGAAUUAUGAACUGCUUUACCUGGCAGAACAAUUUAUAGGGAUUCCUGUUCUGUACUUAAAGUUUAAAUUGCCAAAUGUCACCAGAUUUUCAGCAGAAUUUGAUUUCCGGACAUACGAUGCAGAGGGAGUUAUAUUAUAUGCAGAAUCCCUGGAUAAUGCGGCAUGGAUCUUGCUUGCUCUUCGUGAUGGGAAGAUUGAAAUUCAAUUCAAGAAUGAAUUUGGAACAAAAGUCACCAGUGGAGGCAAAGCCAUUAAUGAUGGACUAUGGCAUAUAAUUUCAGUAGAAGAACUAGAAAACAGCAUCAGUGUGAAAAUAGCUAAAGAAGCAGUGAUGAAUAUUAACAGCCCAGGAACUCUCUUUAAGCAGUCACAUGGUUUCUUGGAAACUAAGGUGUAUAUUGCAGGAUUACCUCGCAAAGUAGGCAGCACACUUAUUAAACAGAUUAACCCUCGACUAGAUGGGUGUAUUCGUGCUUGGAAUCUGAUGAAUCAGGGACAUUCUGGUGUAAAAGAAGUCAUUCAAGAAAAACAAAGCAAACACUGUUUAGUCACUGUGGGGAGAGGAUCCUUCUAUCCUGGCACCGGAAUGGCAAGAUUUCAUAUAAACUAUAAUAAUCUUGACAGUGCUGAAGAUUGGCUAUUAAAUGUGACUAUGACUAUUCGCCCAUCCACAGACACUGGUGUUAUGUUUGCCUUGGUUUCUAAUGAAACAGUGCCUCUUGCUUUGUCCAUAGUGGACUCUAACUCUUCUGACUCACAGGAAAUCAUUGUGACCAUUGGAAACAUCACUGUUGCACAGCUGGAAUCAAAGAAGUUGUGUACACCUAAAAAAGUGCUGGUAGGACUUCUAGUAACCAAACAGCAACUUGAACUGACAGUUGAUUCACACACAGACAGAAGCAAUUCAGAACAACUGUCUAUCCUGCAUGAAGCAAUGAUGACAAACGUUGUUACCUACUUGGGUGGCCUGCCAGAUGUUCCUCUGGGUGCUACGUUAGUAACUGCUUUUUAUAACGGCUGCAUGGAGGUGAAGAUCAACAACAGACAGCUGGAUCUGGAUGAAGCUGCUUUUAAACACAAUGACAUUAGAUCUCACUCAUGCCCACUGAUUAUGGAAGAACCAUUCAAUUCUUAAUUUAACUUUUUCCUUUCAGAUAUAAUUUUUGUAAUUAGUCUCAUGCCAUAAUGAAGCCUGCAUUACUUUAGUUUGGCAUGUGCCAGGAAAAUAAUCAACAGCAUGUUUUUCCUCCUCUUAUGUAGCAUGGGGGAGGGGGAAAAUCCCCUCUUCUUUCAGCAGUAAAGACACACAAUCAAGAUCAAAAUUCUGUAAAAUGUUCUUUUAUUCACAUCAGUGGUAAAUCUUAAACUCAGAUUUAUCUUCCCCAUUCAUACUAUGUCCUUGAUAUGCGUAGUUUGGAGAACAGGUUCAGAAAGUUCUGACUGGAACCAAUUUCACAUCUUUUCAUAUAUCAGCACAAAGCUAAAAGUUGCAAGUUUUGGCAGCAUAUUUGAAUCUAAACAAAACCAUUCCCAUUAAACUUUUCCAAACAAAACAUACAAAGAAAAAUCUCUAUACAGUUUUUCUUUUCAGUAAAGGGAAGAAACACCCUGAAAUUUUGAGCUAAACUUUUCUGUAGAUACAUUUACAAAUUUUUAGCAAUAUCGGGGAAGCAACUUAAACACAAGUGUUUUUGCAAAUAGCUCAUGUUUUAUUAUACCAGUAUUAAUUAUUUCUAUCUUAGGAACCAAGCUUUAGACUUUUUACAGCAUUCUGGGUCAGGUCAGGUAGUUCAUUCCAAAGUGGAUUAAAAUACAGCCCAGGCAGCUUUAGAAAACGGAAGAAUCACAGGACAUCAAACUGGAAUUUUCACAACAAAUUUAACACUCCCAAGAUAAGCACCUUCACAUUGUCAGUCAUGCUCCCCUUAUUUAGUUCAACUUUGCAUCCACAGAGCCUCUAGAGGAGAAAAUUAAUUUGCAAGGCCUGUUACAGUUGCGUUUCUCAUGUGCAUGAAAGCCUAAAUUUUGCAGGCAGCUUCAGAAUACAAAGCAUAUUCAUGCUCAGCCAAAUUUAAUGGAAAAGGUAAUUAGAUAAGUAUUCUUUUCCUCAAGUGUGUUCAUUUCAAGCAUUUUGAAUAUUUCUUCAACCUCCUUUGAGUGAUCUUUCCACUUCUAACCUCAUUUCCCCACAACCAGCAGCCUCCCUUGGCAGCUCACCAAGUGAUUUUGUUAACCCCAAAAUAAAUAAAUAGCAAGAGAAUGGACAUAGCAAUGAGUAUAUGCUGCCAUCAGUCAAUCAGAGACACGUUUAUCUGCUAGAAUUCUUGACCUGAGAUUUACUUUCUACACUUGAGACACUGAAGUGAAAAUGUAUGUACAGAGGAUUCAUUUGAGGAUUACUUUUCCCCAGAGAUCUUCUCCAUACAAUAGUGGGACUUCUCUCGUUGCAUGCUAACAUUGAUAAAUUAGUACUGCAGAAUAUAAGCCCAUCUUUCAGUGUUAUUGCUCUGUCUGAGGUUUUUGUUCACUUCCUAUUUGUACCCUUUAAUAUAACACGGUGUUAGCUGUGACUUUCCUGUCAGCCAGCCCCAGUACAUUCUUAGUUUGUCCAGCACUGCUUCAUACAUAGUUUUUUAUUGGCAAGAAUUACACAGAGGCAACACUCAGUAGCUGAAAUGCCAGUGAACUACUGGUUCACUUUUCUGAAAUGGCACACAGAAAGUGUGAUCCCUCUAGACUCUGUGGAAGGGAAAUAAUUGCUGGAAAGCAUCCCUUCCUGCUCUUUUCUGCCUGUGCCCUGGAACACAUAGUUCAUUUGAGCCUAAGUCAAAUAAGCACCCUACCAAAAUAAGCAGGUUUCAGGUGCGAGGCUGAACUGAAAUGGGAUUUUUGACAUCAAACACACUUUUGGUUACUGCAUUUACGGUAUCUCAGCAGCAAAAACCUAAUGCUAGAAUGCUUUUGGUCAACCCAUUUGCCUUGCACAACAAACAGAAAUAAUGAGAUGGGGAAAUGCACAGUAAAGUGUCAGCAAUACAAUAAAUGCAUAUGUCAGGCUGUGCAAACAGCAGAAGAAGGGGUUGGACUUUUUAGGGGGGUUGGGGGGCUUAAAAAUAAUAAAUAGUACAGAGAGGAAAUUAAAGAAAACAGAUUACGUGGUUUCCUGCUGGGACACCACUUCUUUUUGUUUUCAUGUAAAAAUAUUCUAGAAUAUUGUAGUUAUAAUGAAACUCCAUACUGGUUUUUGAAUGUAAAUGUGCCUCCUUAUUGUAAGAAAUAAAAGCAGUAUUUGCAAGUUUCUUA